This is a messenger RNA of Lodderomyces orthopsilosis Co 90-125, 1839 nucleotides long. RefSeq names its product serine/threonine protein kinase (gene RCK2). Gene Ontology annotation, molecular function: protein kinase activity; ATP binding. NCBI's taxonomy places the organism in Eukaryota, Fungi, Ascomycota, Pichiomycetes, Serinales, Debaryomycetaceae. Bases 1 to 1839 code for a protein of 612 amino acids. Gene Ontology annotation, biological process: protein phosphorylation. The transcript has a single exon. The record is from RefSeq and is a predicted model, not a curated record.
AUGUUUGAGAAUUUAAAGGCAUUUAUUAGACAUGGUAGACAGGCUAAUGAUAUGAAGAGAAAACCAGGUGCUGCACCAUACGCUACUGCUUCCGAAAACCCAUUUGGAUCAGGAUAUCAAAUUGUCGAUGGAGCUGGCGUCAACAGCAACGGCAGUCCAUCAGAUUUGCAAUAUCAGCAGUAUCAACAGCAGUUUGAGCAACAGCAACAAGUGUCAAAUGGAUCAGAUGGUGCUUAUGCUUAUGCUACUCCUACUUAUAGUGCUGGUGGUAACCAAUCAGACGUUACUUUGAACGAACCACCUCAACAGCAACAGCAACAGCACCAGACUACUCAGGAUUAUGAUAAAGUAGCUACUCAGCUUGUUGAAGAGGAAAACUUGCAAAAAUCGAAAUACAAGACGUAUAAAAACUUGGAUAAUUAUGAAGUAUUGGAACAAAUGGGUGAAGGUGCUUUCUCCAUUGUCAAUAAAGCAAUUCAUAAACCAACCGGUAAAGAAGUUGCCAUUAAGAUUUUACGUAAAUUCCAAAUGGACCAGCAACAAAAACAAGCUGUAUUGAAAGAAGUUACCAUUAUGCGUCAAUUAAAUCAUGCCAAUGUUGUUUCGUUUAUUGAAUUUAUUGAUUCGCCCGAUUAUUACUACAUUGUUCAAGAAUUAGUUUCAGGUGGAGAAAUUUUCACCAUGAUUGUUAAAUAUACUUAUUUAUCUGAAGAUUUAUCACGUUGGAUUAUCACUCAAGUGGCUCAUGCUAUUCGUUAUUUACAUGAAGAAGUUGGUAUUGUUCAUCGAGAUAUUAAACCCGAAAACUUGUUAUUUGAACCGAUUGACAUUGUUCCCAGUGUUAAUCCAAUUGCCAAGUUACGGAAAAGUGAUGACCCAAAUACUAAAAAGGAUGAGGGUGAUUUCACACCUGGUGUAGGUGGAGGAGGUAUUGGAAUUGUUAAAUUGGCCGAUUUUGGAUUAUCGAAACAAAUUUGGGAACAUAAUACCAAAACGCCGUGUGGAACUGUGGGAUAUACAGCACCAGAAAUUGUGAGAGAUGAACGAUACUCUAAAGAAGUUGAUAUGUGGGCAAUUGGAUGUGUAUUGUAUACUUUGCUUUGUGGAUUCCCACCCUUUUAUGAUGAACGAAUUGAGACUUUGACUGAAAAAGUAGCCAAGGGACAAUUUACAUUUUUGCAACCUUGGUGGGAUGAAAUUAGUGACGGGGCUAAAAACUGUGUUUCGAAUUUAUUAACUGUUGACCCAAAAAAGAGAUACACUAUUGAUGAAUUCUUGCAAGAUCCAUGGAUGAAACAACAAACCGGUACCAUACCACAACCUGAAACCACAACCACCACUGAAGCCCUUCCACAACACGUUAAGAAGUCACAUCCUAUUCAAUCACAAAAUAGCAAUACUAAUGCUGCUAAAUAUUCCAAAAAGUCUCGUUUGCAACAGCAAUCCUUCAGUCAAGAUCUUUAUUCACCAGCAGCAGUUGCCUUGCGUGAUGCAUUUGACAUAUCCACUGCAGUUCAUCGUAUGGGUGAAGAAGCUGCAUUGUCCAACAAGCAUGGUGGUGCUGGUGGAUUAGCCAAUGUGGAAGAUUUGAUUGAGGAAGAAGAAGAAGAAAAUGAAGAGGAUGUAACUGGAAGUGGAAGAGUCUUGCAUCAUCGUUAUAACAGUAACAACAAAGGUACUAAUGGUGCUGCUGCUUCUUCAACUAUACCUAGAUCGAGUAAUCGUCGUCAUCAACAACAGAAUUUAAUCAAACCUAAAGGAGGAUUCGAUUUGAAUUUGGGUGGUGCUUCGAUCAUUGAAAGAAGAAAGAAUAAGCAAAUCCCUAUUCAAAGUAGCUAG